AUGGAAACACGUGAUAACGACUUACCAGAGCCUGUUAAUGCGAAUGUGACAAGGGAGGGAAGUAUUCAAGAUGACUUCGGCAUGGAGCUCGAACCCCCAGAGGACGGAUCUACAGUACAACAUCCGCCAAACGGUGGCCUCCGAGCCUGGCUGAUAGUACUGUCAUGUACAGGUAUCAAUGCAUUAUUAGCUGGAGGACUGGGUUUACUAACUUAUUGUCUGAUAUCUAUGUCCAAUGAUACCGAUAUACCUUCAGAGACGCUACAAGAAAUUGCUUUUGAGUACCUUGCGCUCAUCCAAAUGUACAGUGCUCUUGCGGCAAUUGUAAUGACUAUUCUUGGUUAUCGUGUGACUAUCGCUAUUGGUGCUUGCCUUUUAAUGGUCACGUUUAUCAUUGUGUCAUACCUGGAAGGUAACGAAGGAUUGUUAAAAUUCCUGAUUUAUGGACCAGUUGCAAUUGGUGCCAGCUUCAUUCGGUUUGGAGGGUUUAUUCCGGUUUUGGAAUAUUUUACAACGAAGAGAAUGGCUGCUUUAUUCCUUGCCAGAUUAGGAGCGUUCAUUGGAUCUAUAGUCCCUGUUGUAAUUUAUAUUGUGAUGCCAGGAAAGAUUACAGCUAAGUGGAGGGAUGUUUUAAGGGGUUCUACAGGGAUAUGUGUUGGUAUAGGGCUUCUUGGUUUGACCCUUAAAGAGCCCAAACUCACUAUGAGAGAUGACGAGUCAGCAACAUUUGUACAGAGAACCUUUGGACUUUUUAAGAAAGACAUUCCAAAAAGUGCUCUUGGUUCACCUUAUUGA
Ruditapes philippinarum (Manila clam) is the source of this 795-nucleotide messenger RNA. RefSeq lists its product as uncharacterized. The coding region runs from base 1 to 795 and encodes 264 amino acids. The transcript has 4 exons. NCBI's taxonomy places the organism in Eukaryota, Metazoa, Mollusca, Bivalvia, Venerida, Veneridae. The record is from RefSeq and is a predicted model, not a curated record.